Atta colombica is the source of this 805-nucleotide messenger RNA. RefSeq lists its product as uncharacterized. The transcript is spliced from 3 exons. The coding region runs from base 141 to 707 and encodes 188 amino acids. The record is from RefSeq and is a predicted model, not a curated record. Lineage: Eukaryota; Metazoa; Arthropoda; Insecta; Hymenoptera; Formicidae.
ACGUUGGAUUAUUUCGGAAUAGAUCCCGAAGUCAAAAAGAAGCUACGCACGACGAGUCACAGAUAACAAACAAAUAGCGACGCAAAGCGGAAGUACAGUCUCUCGUACAUCGACGACAAAGCAAGGCUCUCCUUUGGUUGAUGAAUCUUACCGAGACCAUCAUCGUUGGCGGUUGCCUGAGGCUUGAAGCUUCCCGGAGGAUCGAAAUUCGAAGGACAAAUCGAGACAAGAAAAGAAGAAGUACACCGAAGGCGAGCCUGGCGAUAGAAAGACAAUUUACGAAAAGACAGAUAACGGAAUUGCUUUUCGAGAAUUGCAUCGACUGUCGAAAAAUGGCUUCCAUUCCGCAGGGUGCUUUCGCAGUGUGUAAAGUUCGCUAUAACGAAGAGCAAACUGUUUCUAUGAUGAAGAAAAAAGAAAAAACUGAAGAAAAGAAGGAAAACGUAUUCAAUCCGAGGCCUCCUCUAGAGGGUUGGGAGUUAAUGCCACUCAAGUACAACAGUAAAUUGAUGAAUAGCAUUUGGGGCUUGUACAAUCGCUAUUCGGUGCACAAUUUUAAGAAGAACACUGAUGCCGAGAAGGGGGCCCACGGUGGAGUGGCCGCGGCAAUCUGGGGCACCAUUUUGGAGAACCAGUCCUCAGCCAAUGUCGCCGUCGCCGCCACCGUGGAAGCCCCACAGAUCAUAAGGACCAAAAAUCGCCUUUAAAAUUUUAAUUAAACGCGACGCUUGUAACUUCAAAAAAUCAUUGAAAAAUAGUAAUAGUAGUUGGGAAUGAGCAAUUUAUGCGCAUAAUUAUAAUAUAA